AUGGCGACUAUCUACAAAUUCCUCUCACUUUUCUACCUCUUGGCUGCAGCUGUUGCCCUUCCUUUGGAGACUGAUACCUCCGUCGAGAAAUAUCAAAUGAGCGACGAAGCUAGCUGGAAGGCGGAGAUCCAUGCGACUGGCGAGGACCCCAGUCCUCAGGCGGACUUGUGA
This is a messenger RNA of Aspergillus sclerotioniger CBS 115572, 171 nucleotides long. RefSeq lists its product as uncharacterized. Lineage: Eukaryota; Fungi; Ascomycota; Eurotiomycetes; Eurotiales; Aspergillaceae. The transcript is spliced from 2 exons. The record is from RefSeq and is a predicted model, not a curated record. The coding region runs from base 1 to 171 and encodes 56 amino acids.